This is a messenger RNA of Copidosoma floridanum, 7411 nucleotides long. It is a transcript of the gene Atg17, whose product is annotated as autophagy-related 17. NCBI's taxonomy places the organism in Eukaryota, Metazoa, Arthropoda, Insecta, Hymenoptera, Encyrtidae. Gene Ontology annotation, molecular function: protein kinase binding; molecular adaptor activity. Gene Ontology annotation, biological process: ribophagy; piecemeal microautophagy of the nucleus; autophagy of peroxisome. Gene Ontology annotation, cellular component: phagophore assembly site membrane; Atg1/ULK1 kinase complex. The record is from RefSeq and is a predicted model, not a curated record.
UCGUUUUGUUUUCUUCCGUCAUCGAAUGAGGUUCCCUUACGAGUUGUAUCAUCCUGGUGAAUCCUGUUUCACGGGCCAUAGGUUCGAAUCGUCGAAAUCAUCGUCACCGAAGCGUCUUUGUUUUGCUGAGCAGCUGAUCGGCUCGUCCGACGACGGCGAGUGGAUACAUACACACAUACGUAUAGGUUGAACAACAAAAAGAAAGGAAGAAGAAGAUUUGAUUUUUUUUUAUCCAACUCAAUUUGAGGCUACUGUAAAUAUUGUACAGAAAGAAGAUGUGAACAAGAAGAUAUAUCUUUUUCUACUGGUUAAGGAUAUGUAAAGGAAAAAAAAAAAAAAAAACUAAUUACAAAACUGCAACUAGUCAAAGGAAAGUUUCAUACUGAAUUUCAACACACAUUUACAAGGUUCCUACAAGAGUCUCCUAAGUUUAAGAAGUUUGAAAAGCCACUUUGAUCUCUUAUCAAACUGUCUCUAUCACGAGUUACAAUACUUUGUCCGGAAUUUUGAUAACAACCCAUCGAUGCUUUAAUCCUCAUCACCCAGUCAUCGUAUUGACCAAAAGCGCUGAUUGUUGGAGUCACUAACAAAUUUUUUAGUAAUCUAGUAAAAAGUCGGAAGCUCAGUGUAGCGCAUGUACAUAUGAGAGCUACAGAUCCGAGGGCUGUCGUAACUCGCGAGUUACAAGAGCGUGGAGAUCAGUCUUUGAUAAGUUGACCGAGAAGGUUCGAAUGAUUAUUGCAAGGCGAAAGGAAGGUGUUUGCCUUGACUUGUCAAGCCAUUUUCGCUAACACCUGAAAAAAAGACCAGCAUCAUGAUGCUCUACAUAUUUCAUGUCGAUCUCGGCUGCACCAUCACCGUCGACAUUAACAUGACCACCAAAACGGUGUCCGAGCUUAAGGAGAGGAUAGAGAUAGAAACGAAUGUACCUCCGAAAAACCAGAUACUGCUGAUGAGCGGAGGCGAGACCCUGCAUAACGAGGCCACCGUGGGUUCGUACUCCACUGGCACCACGGACUCGAAUCCGAUCUUCCUCUUCAACGCGGCCCUAAUCGAUAGCUCGACCCCACCAAUGCCCGUCAUAAAUUACAUGCCUGCAGACGACAACUUGGACAAGAGGUUUACGGAGUCGCAGACGUUGCCGGUGUCGUUGCAGACCUUGAACUCGCGCACCGACCUUGCCAACAGGUGUUGCACCCUCAGCCGGGACCAAUUGCGAGCCUGCGAGCGCCUCGUGCACGACCAACACCUACAGCAACAGGGCUGGGCCGCCGUGCUCGCCAACUUUGACGACGUCUCCAAAUACUUUGAGGACAAGGUCUCGCACUUCCAGCAGUACUUUGGUACUUAUCUCGAGGAGCGCCAGGAGUACAUCGAAAUCGUCAAAAAUGUUAGCGUGGAUCUGCAGACCCUCUCCGAGAUCCCGGUCCUUCCGGCACUGCGAGCCUACGCCGAGGGUUUCCAAAGCCCGGAGGAAUACCAACAAAAGCUGGCCGAGUCGGCGGGCUCCUCGUCCCUCUCAACACUUCGACAGGGGGACGACUCGGCCAUUAGUCUCUUCUCCUGGAUCACGUCCAAAGGCAAAGUCAGUCUCGACCAGACGGUCGAGGAGUGCGCCCGUAUUCUCAAUCAGCUUGAUGAGGCCACCUACCAGCAAUCGAAGAACGAGGCAUUGGCACUGAUUGUGCAAACCAAAAGGCAAGACAAAAAAGAAAUUCAGGGGCUGAGCGAGCGGCUCUUUCAACUUGAACAGGUCGUGGAGCAGGCCAAGAAGGCUGUUAGCGAGCAAGCCGAGCUCUCGCAGGGCUUCCAGCAGAAUAUGACGCGUGUCAACAACCUCAAGGACGAUAGUGUCUUGCCUGACUUGUGCGCGUCUCACAAAAACCAGCUCCAAGUGAUGCACAACACUUACAAGCUGAUAUGCGAUUAUCGGCGUCGCUGCACCAAGGCCAAAGAGGAGCUCUCGGCGAGCAUUCACAGGCAUCUCAAGUGGGUCGCGGAAAUCGAAAACAAGAUGCAAGAGUCCAUCGAGAUGCUUGCACUUUUGAUGGGAAGAGUCAAGAGGCUACGUCAAUUUAUCACGGCACUGAGACAAAUCCACGCGAGCCCGGAGAUGUACAUGAACGCCGUGGCGGAGGUCGUACGUCGACGUACCUUCUCAGAAGCCUUCCUCGCCUGGGCAGGCAAUCUCGCCUUUCAGAUCAUGAACAUUCAUAGCGAGGAAAUUCAGAGACGCCGAGAGUUUCAAAACAAAUUUGCCGGACACUUUUUGGUUACUCUCUUCCCCGGACUGGACGAUGUACCACCACCCUUUGCUACCGAAGCUCCAGCCUCGUUUGAUACUGGACUACCAAAGCUGACGGUCAAAGAUGUGGAGCAAAUGAAACAGCAGCUACCAAACUUGGCUUCAAUCGUUUUGAUGCCCGACCUGAAUGGUAUAACGCAAUUUUUCUCAUCCAAAAGCUUAAGUGGGAGUGGAGUCAGCGAGGUUAUUAAAGAAAAAGAAAGCAUCUCGAUGGUCGUAGACGAGUCAUUAAAGGAACAGGAAGUUGCCAGGCCUCUAAUGUUGACUGACAAGGGUGACUUUGAAUCGGAAACUGAUACGGAAGAGUUCGAAAAAAUCAGUCAAGCAGCUAUGGACUCGAAGCAAACGUCCUACGACAGCACCAAGCAGCAGCAACAACAGCAUCAGCAACUCCACCACCAAGAGAAUCAACAGAAGCAAUUGGAGGUUGGUGCCUCACAAUCAACCACCUCGACCUCAACUAACUUCUCGCUCCUGAAUAGCUCGUCUUCUUUACCUUUGAACGAGCUUUCCCAGUUUCCCUCAUUUUCCACCAUAGAAAAGACACAAUUGCAGCACCCUCAGUUUCUCAGUCCCUUGACCGAAUGUGACGAAUACGCUCCUAGCACGACACCACCCGGGUCCUUAUCCCCAAACUAUCCUCCGAGCAGUGCCGCGAAUUCGUGCGAUGGCAGCCACCCGAAGAAACAGAUAAGAGACUCGGGCAGUGACAGGAGCAGCCCGUCUCUUGGAAACGUAGCAGUAGUGACCGACUUUUUCGGUACCGAAUUUUACAUGGAUGAAUCACUUCCUAGCAGCCUCAGUGAACACUCCACCGACAGCCAGCAUCAUGCCUUUGUGUCACUUCUUCAGGAAGGUUUAAACAGCUCGCGCGAAGAAGUGGAGCGUCUGCGUUCAAUAAUCCGAGCCUUUGGCAGCAUAACGAGUGAAUCCGUGCAGGCGCUACGCCACGAGUUGAACAAAAUAAGGGAGCAGACACUAAACGAGCGUGCCGCUACGUCUAACAUUACCAAGCAGCUGGACAUGAUGAUGAAGUUACAGAGCCUGGCGGUGUGCGAGCACGAGCAGGACCUGACCGUUGAUCACGAGCUCGAGCUUGGUGGCCUUAAGAGUAUGCUGCUCAAAAGAGACAAGCACAUCGAGGAUGUGGAAAACUCGCUCCGUGAGAAGGAAAGCGAGGCCAGAGAGCAGGAGAGGCUUGUCGUCACCAUGCGCCAAAAUUACGAGUCCUCGCAAAGCGAGUUGAAAAAAUAUCAGGACAUUUACAAUAGAGAGAGGCUGGAGCAGCAAUCUCAGAUCGAAAAAGCCAAGGUCGAGUCGAGCAUAGCGGAGAAAAAUGCUCUGAAAAAUACAAUCAAACAGUACGAGGAUAAAAUAAAAGGAUUAGAAACCCAACUGGCAGCUGCUCAGUUGACGUACGAAAAAAAUCUUAAAGAGAAGUGCGACAAGUUGCACGUGGAGCACAGGACCGAGAUCGAAACGAUCAGAAGUAGGUUCAAGUUGAUGGCCGCUUCGACGAUGGAGCGUAGCCCCAGCGACUCUAGUCUUGAGAAGAUUGAGCGACCGGACGUAAUAGAAAUCAUAAAUCACGAAACAAUAUUGGAGCAGGCUAAAAAAGAUUGGCAAAUGGAAAAGGAAAAGGCAGUUUGUAAAAUUACCCAGGAUUUACAAGCAGCAAAGGAAAUUAUUAAAAAAAAUGAGCAGUACAUAGGUGUCCUUAAAUUAGAAAAAAUAGCCAUAAUCAAAGACUAUCAACAUUUACAGUCAAAAGCAGAAUGUUUCAAAAAUUCGGAAGCUUUGAUUAACAGCCUGAGCAUGGAAAAUGCCAAAUUAAAAAGUGACUUGACCACUAGUUGUAAACUAGUGUCUUAUCGAGAAACUUUGAAAGAAAGGGGCAGCCUGAUGCGGCAGUUGAGCGAUGAUCAAAUGAAGAUGAGUCAGGAAAAUCUUGAAGUUGAUGAGAUGAAGGAUGCUUUCCAAGUAUCGGAGACAAAAAAAGUUAAACUAGAAAAGGAGUUGAGUGCAUCAGUAUUGGUAGUUUCCGAUUCUUCGUCAGGUCGUGUAGACGUAGCUACGUGUACCGAUGAGGUGUCCACUUCAAAACACUCGUCACGAGAAAAGAAGAGCACCCCAAGAGGUAGAGCUACUCUGGCGACCUGCAAUCGUGGUGAUAUUGUUGCUAUGGUUUGGGAUCCAUUGCAUGAAAAUUACAUCAUUCUACAAGAUUCCGAGACAAAAUACUUUUUGAAUUCUGAUUCCUUGGCUGCUCUGGGCUUAAAGGUGGGAAGAACUGACUCUGUUACUUGGGCUUUUGGUGAAGUCGUCGAAAAAGAAUUUUGCAAGGCUAAAAAGGCCGAAAAUCGUUACAAAGUUUCAAUGGAGGAGAAGUUUUAUCGAGUUCGAGUCAAGCCUUACAAGAAAAAGGAUAAAGAUAAGGGGGGUAUGAAAGAGGAAGAUAAACCAUCCAGCAGUAGUAAAAGCACCGAUCACCGGGAAGGGUAAUUAUUUACAAAAAAAUUUUGUCAAAAAAAUUAUUACUGUACAAUGGAAAAAAUUUCCAUGAAAGGCCGAAACCUGCCAGAGCCUGUAAGCGCAUUCCUAUCGGAAAUUAUUUGAUUAAAAUAUUUGUAGGGAAAAUUAAGUGUACGUAAUGAUCAACAGAACUCAGUGUAGGAUGCGCUGGCACUUUAUUGUGAUAUGCAUAAUUAAAAUAGAAAAAAAAAAACAAACCAAGAAAAAAAAUUUUAACAUAUGUGUAAGUAAAAGAUCUUUGUCGAAUGUUGUGAAUAGUUGUAAGUGUGAUACUCGAGUAUGCAGUUGUUGUGUUUAUUCUUUACAUUUCAUUUAUAUUUACAUUACUAUGAAGAAUAUAAAAAAAAGAAAAUAGUUUUCAAUAAGCCCUAGUGACGCUGCAAAAACACUUUGCUAAUAUACCCUUGAGUUAUUAACGAAUCGUUGAAGUGUGUCUUUAUUUUUCUUAUAGAAGUGUAAUAAUAAAACAAAACACAAAAAAACAAAUGAAGUAUAGAAAUCAUAAAUAAAAUUAUUAUUUGUGCAAGUAAAUGAUUUUCGAUAUACUUUUACGAAAAAAUAUUUAAGCAGGUUAUCUUUGCACCUCGUUGAGAAUGAAUUUUUCAAGGCUUUUACAGCCGCCAACGUGAAAUAGCGCUAUUUCACUCUACUCAUACUUUUAUAUAUUGACAAUUGCUUACCGCGUAGGUAUGCUGCACACAAUAAUAUAUACUCGUAUGAAUCACGCUAUAUUGAAUCAAUUUGAAAAAUCUCACUCGAGAAUGCAACGAUUUUUAUACGUGUGUAAAAACAUAAUCAAAGAAUAAUUUUGCCGAAAUGAAAAAAUGUUAAGUAUUUUAAAAUAUAUGAAUUAAGUUAAACCAUCCAAUCACGUAGGUAUAUUAUAUACUUUUCGUCUUUUUUCUGUAUUUACACAGUUUUUCGACCGAGUUACGUUAAUUAACUAAGACACAUCAGUUUUACAUGUAGUUAUGCACUAAGUUUUCGAUUUUAUAACGAUUUAGUAUGAAGAAUUGCACUGAGUCACUUUUAUCGAAGAUAAAGUUCGAUUCCGCCUUUUUCAAUAUAAAAUGAUAAGGAGAAAGGUAAAAAAAGUAGUCACUAGAAUUUAACCCUUUUUCACCACUUAUCCACGUUAUGUACAAAAAAUAGUAGUAAAGAAAAAAAAAAAAAAAAAAAAAAAAAAAAAAAAAAAAAAAACUGGUAGAGACGAAAUCAAUGGGACAAGACUUGUCCCUGAUUUUGAUUGCUUUCCUCUUUAUAAAAAAAAAUUAAAUAUAUAGAAUGUGUAAGGCUCGAAUUUUUAUUUGUAAGACGUUAGAUGCCGUUUGUUUCAAAUAUGCGCAUAGACACUAUAUUAUAUAUUAUACUUAAAUAAUAUCGUAAAAUAGCUGUGAUCACAGUUGGCAGUUACCACUCAACAGAUCAAUCCUUACUGCAUAAGUUACUUUUUUUAUUUUUAAUAAUCGAAAGCACUUUUCUUCGCACUUUUUUAUAUUGUAAAAAAAUAUUAAGCUCUAUGAACAAAAAACGAAGGAAAGGUCUUUCUAGUGGAUUUUCUGCAGAGUGGUUUUCUGUCUUCUUUAACCUCCUUUCAACGUUAUCACAUUUAAAUAGUAAUUAGAGAUGUUAAUCUCAACGGGACGGGAUAAAACAAAUAUUUCAAGAGAGUAGUAGAUUAUUUCUGCCCAAGAUAAAGGAACUAUUAAAAUUUUGUGACUUUAACAUUUAAAAAGCUAAUUUCUCUUGUUUUCUUUUUUUCUUCACUUUUUAUAAUAGUUUAAAAUCCCUUGAUUUUUCAACUGAUUUUUAACAAUAUUUAAUACGCUUCAUAUUGAGAACCCAUACAAUCUACGAUAGGCUGUAAUUUUUAUGAUAAACAAAUGAUAAUAAAUUGACCAGUUGUUUAAAAUAUUUUAAAUCAUGAUACAUUUGUACUUUUUUGACAAACUGAUGUCUUUGCACGUCUGCGAAUUCAGAGUGUCUUGAUAAUAAAAUUCUGUAAAAAAAAAAAAAAUAAAAAAAAAAUUGUAAUUCAUCAAAUUUUUUUUUAGAAGGAUAGUAAUAUAAUUGUAAAAGAUGAUAAAACUCAAACAUCAAAGAUACGUGCCUGUUGAAUAUAGUACAGUAAAAAAGAUAUUUGGAUUAAUUGUUUUAUCCAUAAACUUAAAACAUUAUACUAUGAUCUAAGAUGAAAAAAAUAAAAGGCAAAUCGAGUGAAUAGUUCAAAGUCGAUUUUCUAAUGAAUGAAGUGCAGUUUUUGUGCAAUAAAAUGCAUCACAGACAGUGGAAUUUCAAGUCAUAAUAAUAAAUUUACUUAUCUUUAGAAGUAAAUGAAAGCAAACAGCAGUAAUGGCUCUGUACAAAUAAAUUUUCUUUUUUUUAUGGUAGUAGCACAUAAACAGAAAUUUGAAAACUAACAUGUGCGUUUUCAUGUGUGUAUGUAUGAAAAAUACAAGUUGCAAAAGCACUUUUAAAAAAUAAUACUCUUAAUGAGUUUUUUUUAUUCGUUGAAUGCAAUAGAUUGAUGCAGCAUGUAAAUAUGUUUGCUCAGAGUAAAAAAUUAUAAGUACA